AUGCCUGGGCUUCCGGCUUCAGUCGAUUUAGACGAAUGCAUCUCGCGUCUCUACAAGAAGGAGCUUCUCGCCGAGUCGGUCAUCGAGGCAAUAUGCGCCAAGACCAAGGAGCUGCUCAUGCGCGAGAGCAACGUGGUCCACGUUAAGGCGCCCGUGACAGUGGUGGGCGACAUCCACGGCCAGUUCUACGACCUGAUCGAGAUCUUCAAGAUCGGCGGCUGGUGCCCUGACACCAACUACCUGUUCCUUGGCGACUAUGUCGACCGCGGCAUGUUCAGCGUCGAGACUAUUUCGCUGCUCGUCUGCCUCAAGCUGCGCUACCCCGACCGCGUGCACCUGAUCCGCGGCAACCAUGAGAGCCGCGGCGUCACCCAGAGCUACGGCUUCUACACCGAGUGUAGCCGCAAGUACGGCAACGCCAAUGUCUGGCACUAUUUUACCGAUAUGUUUGAUUUCCUGACGCUCAGCGUCGUCAUCAACGAUCAGAUCUUCUGCGUGCACGGCGGCCUUUCUCCGUCGAUCCACUCCAUCGACCAGAUCAAGAUCAUCGACCGGUUCCGCGAGAUCCCGCACGAAGGGCCGAUGGCAGAUCUGGUCUGGUCGGACCCGGACCCAGAGCGGGACGAGUUCUCCUUAUCGCCCCGCGGCGCGGGCUACACAUUCGGCGCCAAGGUCGUCAAGAAGUUCCUAGCCGUGAACGGCAUGUCACACAUAUUACGCGCGCACCAGCUAUGCCAGGAGGGCUUCCAGGUGCUCUACGAUGACCACCUAAGUACGGUCUGGAGCGCGCCAAACUACUGCUACAGGUGCGGAAAUAUGGCCAGCGUGCUCGAGGUUGGAGACACGGGCGAGCGUUUCUUCAAUGUAUUCGCAGCGGCCCCGGAGAACGACCAACACAAGGAUCUACAGCAGGGCGGCGAAAAGAUCGACGGUAACGCUCUGCCAGAUUAUUUUCUCUGA
Molecule: messenger RNA, 960 nt
Organism: Neoarthrinium moseri
Lineage: Eukaryota; Fungi; Ascomycota; Sordariomycetes; Amphisphaeriales; Apiosporaceae
Exons: 2
Coding region: 1-960 (319 amino acids)
Biological process (GO): peptidyl-serine dephosphorylation
Cellular component (GO): FAR/SIP/STRIPAK complex
Molecular function (GO): protein serine/threonine phosphatase activity
Source: RefSeq, a predicted model, not a curated record